Messenger RNA from Penicillium verrucosum, 2466 nucleotides. RefSeq names its product putative C6 transcription factor. Bases 1 to 2466 code for a protein of 821 amino acids. Gene Ontology annotation, biological process: DNA-templated transcription. The transcript is spliced from 7 exons. Lineage: Eukaryota; Fungi; Ascomycota; Eurotiomycetes; Eurotiales; Aspergillaceae. The record is from RefSeq and is a predicted model, not a curated record. Gene Ontology annotation, molecular function: DNA binding; zinc ion binding.
AUGUCAUGCACGCCUGCCGACAGCAGAAGUAGCCCCACAGACCAAGUGCCAAGAGACGAAGGUGAUACUCAGGGUUGUGCACUAGAAGAGGACCUACUUUCACAAUGGAACGGUCGUCAUGAGAACGAGAUUGUGACAACCGAGAAGGUUGUGAUCGUUGCCGUAAACGAAAGACCAGGUGUGAUCGCGUUAACCCGUGUUCGCAAUGCAUCAAAACGGGAUCGCAGUGUACCUACCAGUUUGGCCAGAAAGCCAAGGAAAAGCGCCAACGGGUCCUCAUCUCGAGUGUAUAGGCUUAUACGCAAGUCUAUGUAUCGAGUCACUAAAUCACCAAUUUGCAACAUCAGCGAGAGUAGAAUGGAGCACAUUUCGAACAAAAUUGACGACCUCAGUGAGAUGAUGAGGCAUCUAAGUCAUGAGCGGUCCAGUAACAGUAACAGUGGCUUGGCGACUUCAGCUGGAAUGCAACCCCCAUUACAUUCCUCGCUUCGGUCUAAUGAGUCGCGAGUUGCUUCCAGUGAUAAUAAAACAGGGGCUACAAACCACCACCAGCCUUUAGCGGAAGCUGGAGGCAUCGAAUCGACGCUAUUCGCCCAUGUCAUCUUCGCAACUAGGUUUCUUCAAACCGUCGUGGCGAAUGACCCAUACUCGAACGUCGCCGCCGAAAUGACCUCGGUGCUGGAUGCCCUGCGGAGCACGGUCAACGUUCAGAAGCAACAGAAUGAGACGCUGGAAGGUUCACAUCCAUUCUCGAAAGCGCUUCCUCCAGGUCUUAGUUCCAGGGAUCUGCCUAUACCUUCUAUGGACCGAAUCCUGGCAUGCUUAAGGAUCGCACACGUUGCGCCGUCUGCUAACCCUUCAGAAGAACGGUCGUCCAAUGAGGUCUAUUGGCCUUUCGAGUUUGGAUCUCUGGGUGACUUUACCCAAUACGUCAUCAAGGCCUGCUCGCCCGGACCAGUGACGGAUAUGGAGCUGAUAAUUGUCCACUAUGGGCUUGAUUUGCUCUUCACUGAGUGCUCGAGUGUCACUGGAAACGAUGCAGUCAAGCAGGAGUAUGAGGCACAAGCACUCAUCUGCAGCGACAGCCUCGAAACAAUCCUAUCUAGCCUCCCCUUCCACAUCACUACGAAUAUAGUCUCGGUGUGUGCUAUGUAUAUGGCUACUACUUACUGCCUCAAACAUGGCAAACCCUUCGCGGCGUGGGCGUUUAUUUCUAGGGCUUCACUCAUGGCUCAGGCCCUUGGGUUGCAUAGCAAGCUUGUUAUGGCAACCGAGCCCACAGAAGAAGCACGGCGGGGAAUACGACUGUUCUGGGCUCUCUAUGCCCUUGAAAAGGCAGUGUCGCUACGUCUCGGUAGGCCCUCCACUAUCAGAGACCACGACAUCACAGUGCCGCGACUGCUGCUCGACCGAAAUAUGACUUCCUUACUACAUAACAGGCUGUCUGACUGGAUCGAUGUGGCUAGCCUCUAUGGACGAGUGUAUGACAAUAUAUAUAGCACAAGUGCGCUAUCGCAGCCGGUCUCCCUUCGAGAAUCUCGUACGAGAGCCCUGGCUGCUGAGCUCAAGAGAAUAAUGGCCUCAAGAGUGGAGUUCUAUUCCGGUCCCUCCUCUUACCCUCGGGCUAAUUUUGGGGUGCAGAAACGGCCAAAUCAGUGGACUAGCCAUGUGGCACAUCCAGGGCCGAGUAGAUUCAUCAUCCAUGCAAACAGAGCCAUCGAGUACUCUAUACUAGCCUCCAUAUAUAGAGGAAUUCCGUCGGGAAAAUCUUCAAGCUUGGCGCCUUGUCCGGAAUGCAUCUCAGCUGCGAGAGCCACGCUCAAGGAGACCGAAGUGUGCAUUACCAUGCUCACAGACGCGGCGUUGUGGUCCCCCAGCCUCGACUUAUGGGUCAACGAAAUCAUCUUGUUAGCACCAUUCAUGCCCUUUUUAAUCCUGUUCUGCAGCGCCAUUGAGACACUCAACUCGUCCGACAUGGAUCAACUACAACAAUUGGUUGUCAGCCUGCAGUCGAUGGCACAAUCCUCUCGCUAUUCCGCCUGCAGUAAACAACUACGAAUUUUCAAGGCCCUGUAUGACGUUGCCGCGAAGUACGUCGAGGCCAAAGCGAAAGGACAAUCAGGAGAGAUGAUCAGUGAUCCCUUUACCGAUCUGGACAUGGAUAGGUACCUGAACGGCAACACUGUUUGGUUUGGUGCUGAUUCAAACUCCCCUGAGUUAUUCACGGCACCGGAUACUUGGUCGCUCGAUGGGGCUCACACGCCUGCGGCGGCUUCUUCGGCUGGAACAACGGAGGACCGAGGCCAACGACUCAUGAACCAAGCGUCAAGCUUUCAGCCAAGAGCGACUAUGUCGGCAAUGCAACAGCAGAUGCCUGAUGAUUUGGAGCUGGAUACUCCAGGGGUCCAGCUGGGAAAUUGGUUCCAUCAAAGUCAUCAAAUGAUGAGGCUCCUGGAUGACUCUUGA